UACUGAUAGCGAGUGCCAUAAAGCAUGACUGCAUCAGUUGGUUAGGUUCGAUAAGGCCAAAGUCCGAGAUAGUCUUCUCCCAAAAGUUCAGAUCUCUUUGAUCCUUUGAUGGCCGGAAAAUAACAAACUUCCGUUCAUUUUCUCCUGAAAAUAUGUCGGACGCCGUGAUCAAUGGCCUCGCCGGCGCCGGCGGAGGGAUCAUCGCCCAGCUAAUCACAUAUCCACUCCAGACUGUGAACACUCGUCAGCAAACGGAACGUGAUCUGAAAAAGGAGAAGAGGAAGCUCGGAACCGUUGAACAAAUAGGCCAGGUUAUAAAGAAUGAAGGAUGGGAACGGUUGUACGGAGGUUUGACGCCGUCGUUGGUGGGAACAGCAGCAUCUCAGGGUGUUUACUAUUAUUUCUAUCAAAUAUUCAGGAACAAGGCUGAAGUUGCUGCCCUUGAACGUAGUAAGUUGGGCAUUGGUGAUGGAUCUGUUGGAAUGCUCUCUUCGCUAGUGGUGGCUGCCUUAUCUGGGUGUGUGAAUGUACUAUUGACAAAUCCUAUAUGGGUAGUUGUUACACGCAUGCAGACUCAUAGAAAAACUUCAAAGUCCCAGCCUGAUCAGAUGCUAUCAACUGAUCCAGAUGAAGCAAUUGUUGCUGCAGCUGAGCCUCCUCCCUUCGGGACUAGUCAUGCGGUACAAGAAGUUUAUGAUGAAGGUGGAUUUUUCAGUUUCUGGAGAGGUGUAUUUCCAACAUUGAUCAUGGUGAGUAAUCCUUCCAUGCAGUUUAUGCUGUAUGAAACUAUGUUGAAUAAGCUGAAGAAAAGACGUGCCUUGAGUAAGAAGAAUAACAAUGGUAUUACUGCUGUAGAGAUAUUCCUGCUUGGUGCUUUGGCAAAACUAGGUGCUACUGUCGUGACAUAUCCUCUUUUAGUCGUGAAGGCGAGACUUCAAGCGAAACAGGUCACAACUGGUGACAAAAGGCAUCAUUAUAAAGGAACUCUGGAUGCCAUUUUAAAGAUGAUUCGCUAUGAAGGGUUCUAUGGUUUCUACAAAGGGAUGAGCACAAAAAUAGUACAAAGUGUACUCGCUGCUGCUGUUUUGUUCAUGGUCAAGGAAGAACUCGUCAAGGGUGUUCGGUUCAUGCUCGCUAACAAAGCGAAAUCAAAGCCUCCAUAGAUGGAAACCUCACUUAGGGGUGUUCUCAUUCUCUGUCACACCCUUUCCCCCAAUACACAAUUCUUUGAUUAUCAUAAUCUUUUCAUGGCAUGCAUGCUCAAAUGUUUGUUUAGAAAUGUAUUGCCAUUAUCGCCA
Messenger RNA from Rosa rugosa (rugosa rose), 1298 nucleotides. RefSeq names its product peroxisomal nicotinamide adenine dinucleotide carrier. Gene Ontology annotation, biological process: nucleotide transport; transmembrane transport. The record is from RefSeq and is a predicted model, not a curated record. Bases 153 to 1163 code for a protein of 336 amino acids. The transcript is spliced from 11 exons. NCBI's taxonomy places the organism in Eukaryota, Viridiplantae, Streptophyta, Magnoliopsida, Rosales, Rosaceae.